Ostrinia nubilalis (European corn borer) is the source of this 3676-nucleotide messenger RNA. RefSeq names its product mitochondrial genome maintenance exonuclease 1-like. Gene Ontology annotation, biological process: mitochondrial DNA replication. The record is from RefSeq and is a predicted model, not a curated record. The transcript has 5 exons. Gene Ontology annotation, molecular function: single-stranded DNA exodeoxyribonuclease activity. The coding region runs from base 147 to 1337 and encodes 396 amino acids. Gene Ontology annotation, cellular component: mitochondrion. Lineage: Eukaryota; Metazoa; Arthropoda; Insecta; Lepidoptera; Crambidae.
AUCAAAAUUUAGCAAAUAUUUGGUCAAAUUCUGCGAAUUCUUGUUCAUUUUAGAAAAAUCAUUAGAAUUUUGCAUUCGAGAUAGUAAAUCAGGUUUUCUUCGAAGACUAUUCUGUAGAUCGUUCCAAGAAAAAAUCUGCGGUCGUUAUGUUACGACCGAUUUGCACCAUCGGUCGUCGAAUUUCUUUCGAAAGGAAAUCUAAGGAAUUUAUCCGAACAAAAGUGGUUAAACCCAGUUCUCUCUUGAAGCCAGCGGAGAGAAUUAAACUAUACAAUAGAGAGAACAAGGAUUUAUUCGGGCCUCUGUUGGAGAAUAGUAAGCAGAAGAAGCAGCGUACGCGAGAAGCGGCUAAAAAUAGAUCACAUCAAAACAACGGCGCGACAGCCACAAACGAAAAUACGCUCAAGUUAGAAAGUGAGCGGGAUGUGGUAGCAAGCUACUCUAAGUUUAGUGUGUACCCUGAGAAAAUAACCACGAUGUGGCAGAAUACGAAGAAUUUAGUGAACUUUGUUGGUGUUUUGUUGAACAACACAACAGUGAGAGGGUUAAAGACUGUAGUGCCAGUGAAUGCAGCGAGGAGCUCACCUGCACAGCCUGGGUAUGCGAGUGAAGACAGAAUACUGCAAAUUAAGCAGCAUAAGAAUGAUUUUGCUGAGCAGUAUCCUUCUGUUACCUUGAUCCUGAACAAAACUAUGACUGAAGACUCACGGACUGCUUUGGAGAAAUGGAAACAAGAGAGGAUCGCUGAAAUGGGAGAAGAAGAAUUCAAUAAAUUCUACCAGGCUCAAAUGGCAGUUGGUACCAAAUUCCACACUACACUCAAGAACUACUUCACGCAGCCUCAAACACAGCUUCGUAUUGAGAAGGACGUUGAAGGCGUCUGGGUGUCAGUCAGCGAUGUCCUCAAAAGUAUAUCAUCGCCCAAAGCAAUUGAGUCCAAUGUUGUGCAUCCUGUUUUGAAGUAUCGAGGAAUAUUUGAUGCAAUCGCUGAUUAUGAAGACAAACCCACACUAAUCGAAUGGAAGAAAUCCGACAAGCCACGCAAAUCGAUAUCUUUAACAUACGACAACCCUGUGCAACUAGCCGCGUACUUCGGCGCGGUCUGCAACGAUCUAAACUACAAACACUUAAACGUGCGCGAUGCUUUACUCGUUAUCGCGUACACAGACGGGUCUAAAGCUGACGUGUAUCAUCUAUCGACUGACAAAUUGAGGGAGCAUUGGGCGCAAUGGUUGAUAAGGCUGGAGGAAUUCAUGAAAACGCACGGGAAAGACUCGGAGAAGAUUCUGAAGGGAGGGAAGCGGCUGUUCGAGGAAGAUAUCGGGAAUCUCCAAUAAAUUAGGAAGGUCUCAGCUCGAAGAUUUAUGAAGAACCAAACCGAAACCUUUUCGAGGAAAACGCGUACUGUGUCGUUACAAACCUGGUAUUUAUAUAAAUAUUUCUUAUAAUUUGUAUAAUAUCACAUAGUUGAGAAAGUUGCCAGUUAUCCAAAAAUAAUGAAAAUUAAUUGGGACAGUGUGUUGUUGCAAUUAAUGCGAAGGGAAAUUACCGUAUUUCAUUUAAGUGCGAUAGUGCUUAUGGCAAUCGAAGGCCUUAGCCUGCUUUCAUAUUAAAAGUUUUUAUGUAAAACAUUAUACUGAAUUUUAGGGAAUGUUCAAGUUUUGAGAUUGUUGGUGAGAACGGGCUCGAACGAUGUAGGAAAGCGGAUGUUAGAAUGAGAAAGAAAGACACUCGAAACUUUGUUCCUUUUUAUGUGGCAAGACUUGUAUUGAGUUUUUUUUAUCUUAUUUCUCUCCUACCGUGUGAAGAAAAUUAAAAUGCAAGAUUUUUUUUUAAAACUGAACCUUUACAUAAAACAGUGGCCAAAGAAAUAGCAACAUUAUCCAGACAUUUUAUUCACAAAGAGAAAAAUUAUAGCCAGUUUUCUUUGAUAAACGUCAAUAUUGAUUAAAAUAUUACGAAAUAAAAUAACAUCAAAAUUACAUGCAAUACUUUUUGGUUGGUGAUCAUGUUGUAUUUGAGGCAAAUAGUUAAUUCCAAGUUCGAAAAAAAUAGGUUGUGUUGCCAGAUAAUUAUAACAUGAAUAAGGUAAGUUUUUUAGACUUGUAUCAUGAAACGUCACUCAAGUGGGAAUGUAAACUUAAACCAAUCGAGAUUGAAUUCAAUUUUGAGUGAAAUGUUUCAGAAUACGAGAUAUAUUAUAUUCUUACUGUAAGAUCUGUAGUCUACUGGUAUUUUGUUUAGAACUUAUGCUUUACUUAACUCAUAGUACUUUAAGUAGGUACACGUUACGAUACAUUUCAGUUUUAUGAUUUUAUUUUUUUACCAAAAUUGUCGCAAUACUUUUAUUACUGUUAAAAUGUUCAACAUCACAUGUUACAGUUUUGGUUAAAAAAUAAAGAAGAAACUCCGACCAUUUCUCGUACUAGAAUUUUUAUGUAACAAUUUAUAAUGUGUAUUUUCAAAUUACAUUUAUAAAUUAGUUCUCUGCAAAAAUAAUCCUCAUAUUAUUAGAUUUUCUUGUUUGUACAGUUCAUUUCAUACGAGCUGCAGUAUAAAGCAUUGGACUCGCUCGACUGUAUAGUCUGGUCUGUGAGCACGUAGAAUUUUGUCCAAUGACCCCAAGCUACCCAUCCUUAUCGCUUGCGCGUAAUUAUGUUACUGUCACGUUCGCACACUCACUGCGGGCGCCCGUCGCACAGUCGCGACAGCAAUAUAAUUAAGCGCGAGCGAUAAGGAUGGGUAGCUUGGGGUCAUUGGUCAAAAUUCUACGUGCUCACAGACCGGGCUUUAGAUAUUUUUGAGGUGGACUGUACUAACGACAAAGGCGCGGUUUCCACUAAAGCGGAGCGGAAAGAAAUAUUUUGAAUGACCAAUCACAUUUCAUUCACUUUGAAUGAAACUGACAAUAUGAAAUGUGAUUGAUUAAUUCAAAAAAAUUUUCGCUCCACCUUGGUGGAACCGGGCCUAAGCUAUUUGGAAAUGUUAAUUGUAUUCAUAAGAAUUUAAUAUUAGCUUUGGUUAAGUUUUGUAAUUGUAUACCAAAUAUUAUCAAUUGCCUAGUCAGCCUCCAUCAUACAGACGACAGUACAUCAAGCUAACACUGUGGCUUCUUAUGCCAUUGUAUUAUGGGCUAUUUUGCAACAAAAUUGUAAAGCUUGAUAUGCUGCCGGCUGUACAUCGGUACAAACAUCUGUAGCCAUUUUGAACAAUAUACGCGUGUGUAAUCAAUAUAAUGUACUCUUCUUUUACAUAGCAUUUAUUAGUAAUUAUACCGAAUGUAUCCUCUGAGUAUUUUAGUAAUAUAAUAAACUUACAGUUACCCUCUUCUCUAUUUGGGGAGAUUAAGUUCCUUUAAAAGACAUGUGUGUCAGAUUAUUAAAAAUACAGACUGUAUCGCCAAGUAGCAGUGUAAAAUAUCCCUGUUAAAACCUUGAAUCUUAUCCUAAUGUCUUUAAGUUCAAAUUCGACUUUAAAAGUGUAUAUCCAUGCUUUCAAGGACAAAACAAUAAUCUCAACUGAAGAAAUAUUUCUAACGCUAAAAAUAAAGAAUAUGGUAACUGAAAAUGCUAUGUUAACAUUUGAAUAUACUUAUACCACUCCAGAAACUGAUUAAUAUCCGUUUUCGCGCCUAUUGUUAUUUCUUUGAUAAUAAAUGUAUUUAGAAUUUUCAAUA